GAGAUAGUAACAUACAGUGAUGCAUCUAUGUAUUUGUAUUUUCUUCAAAUAGUUUUAAAUUUUCAUCGGUAUAUUAUGGAGCUCUUCAAUAAUCAUUUCUAAAACCCAUAGCAAUGCCGACACUCUCAAUUCCCUUCCUCUUCUCAUUUUGGUCCUUAGAUUUCAACAAACACAGUCAAAUUUCAACAGCACUUCUUUUUUUCUUCCUUUUCAUUUUUGCUCUCUUAUGGCUCCAAUCCAAAUUCCAGCAUCCCCCUUUGCCUCCAGGCCCCCGUGGCCUGCCCCUGCUCGGUUAUCUUCCAUUUUUAUCCACCAAUCUCCACCACACAUUCAACAAUUUGGCCAAAAUGUACGGCCCAAUUUUCAAGCUCCGCCUCGGAACUAAGCUCUGCGUUGUUCUCACCUCCCCUUCCUCCGUCAAUGAAGUCCUCCGUCACCAAGAAACUGUCUUCGACAACCGAGAUGCCACCGUCAGCGCUCUUCUUGCCACCUACGGCGGAGUCGAUAUUGUAUUCAGCCAGAACGAGAGCAUUUGGAAGAAGCUGAGAAAAAUCUUUGCCCGAAAAAUGCUUAGCAAAUCAAAUCUUGAUGCGUCGUAUCCUUUGCGAAGACGAGAAGUGAGAAAAAUAAUUAAAGGCGUGUUGGAAUCGGCGGGAACCCCAAUUGAUAUCAGUAAAUUGAGUUUGAUGGCUGCUGUGAAAUCGGUAAUGGCGAUGACGUGGGGUGGCUCAAGGGGACUGAUCGGAGUGGAUGGGGCUGAUUUGGAAGCGAAGUUCAUGGAAGUGGUGAAUGAACUGAUGGUGUUGCUUGGAACUCCAAAUUUGUCGGAUCUAUUUCCGGUGUUGGGUGGGUUAGAUUUGCAGGGAAUUGGGAGGAAGAUGAAGAAGGUGAUGAAUGUUUUUGAUGGGAUUUUUAAUUCUGCCAUUGAAGAACAGAGGAAAAGGGGAGGAGAUGGGAUGGAAAACAGAGGGUUUUUACAGUUACUGUUGGAGGUUAUGGAGGGUGAGGAUAGUUCAGAGUCCAUUACCGAUAAAGAACUCAAGGCUUUGCUAGUCGACAUCAUCAUUGGAGGAACAGACACAACAUCAACUACAAUUGAGUGGACAAUCGCAGAAUUGAUACAACAACCAAACAUAAUGAAGAAAGUCAAAGAAGAAUUAACAAAAGUUGUGGGUUUAAACCAAAUGGUUGAAGAAUUUCACUUAUCUAAAUUACAUUAUUUAGAUGCAGCAAUUAAAGAAACACUUCGUUUACACCCACCAGUACCUCUUUUAGUGCCACGGACGACUAACCAAAGAACCACCCUCGAAGGGUACACUAUUCCAAAGAGCUCAACUAUCUACUUCAAUAUUUGGGCCAUCCAAAGAGACCCUAAAAUUUGGGACAACCCAUUAGACUUCAUGCCUGAGAGAUUUUUGAAUGAAUCUAAUGAAAAUAUGUACGAUUUUACUGGCAAUAAGAUAGAGUUUUGUCCAUUUGGAGCAGGUAAAAAGUUAUGUGUGGGGAUUCCUCUAGCCGAGAGGUUGUUGGUUUUAAUAUUAGCUUCAUUGUUGCAUGGAUUUGAAUGGAAAUUACCCGAGGGUUCAACGCUUGAUUUGGAAGAAAAGUUUGGAAUUGUCAGUAAGAAGUUGAAUCCUUUGGUUGUUAUUCCUACACCAAGGCUUUCCAACUUGGAGCUUUAUAAUAUGAUGUAGGCUCUGUGUAUUAUUAAAUAAUUGCAAUAUGUUACAUUGUAAUAUCCAACAUUUUCUGCACUGGCAUAUGUAUAGAAACGUACGGGUUUCUAAAAUGUCACUCAUCAAGAAUUUACUUAAAUGUCAUUAGCCAUAAAUUCCUUUUAA
Molecule: messenger RNA, 1841 nt
Organism: Cucumis sativus (cucumber)
Lineage: Eukaryota; Viridiplantae; Streptophyta; Magnoliopsida; Cucurbitales; Cucurbitaceae
Product: flavonoid 3'-monooxygenase CYP75B137
Exons: 2
Coding region: 114-1694 (526 amino acids)
Molecular function (GO): heme binding; iron ion binding; oxidoreductase activity, acting on paired donors, with incorporation or reduction of molecular oxygen
Source: RefSeq, a predicted model, not a curated record